Penicillium macrosclerotiorum is the source of this 1671-nucleotide messenger RNA. RefSeq names its product putative MFS transporter. NCBI's taxonomy places the organism in Eukaryota, Fungi, Ascomycota, Eurotiomycetes, Eurotiales, Aspergillaceae. Gene Ontology annotation, molecular function: solute:proton symporter activity; biotin transmembrane transporter activity; dethiobiotin transmembrane transporter activity. Gene Ontology annotation, biological process: biotin import across plasma membrane. Gene Ontology annotation, cellular component: membrane. The record is from RefSeq and is a predicted model, not a curated record. Bases 1 to 1671 code for a protein of 556 amino acids. The transcript has 4 exons.
AUGUCGACCGAACCCGGGCAGUCUGCACUUGGUGGCACUAAGGAACCUGCUUCCGAUGAUGUAUACGAACAACCACAAGCUCCAUCGGAGCUGACCAACACAGAUGAUCUUGAGCCUGGCGAGUUCAAUGUGGAGAACAUUGAAAGAAUUUACAGAAAACUUGACUGGCGCAUUAUUCCCGCAUUUUGGGUCCUGUACUUCAUGUGCUCGGCCAUUCGAUCAAACAUCGGCUUGGCGCAGACCAUGAACGAGGAUUCGGGACACGACCUUGCCAGUGUUCUACAUCUAAAUAAUCACCAGAUUUCGACUGGUCUGGCUCUUUUCUAUGUUUGCUAUGUCGUCUUUGAUUUGCCGUCCAACCUCGUCAUGACCCGCCUGAGUCCGCAUGUGUGGAUGAGUCGUAUUGUGAUUAGUGUCGGUCUUAUCGGGACAUGUCUGACAGCAAUGAAAGCCGCCUGGAGCUUUUAUCUUCUUCGUCUAUUGCUUGGUAUUGUCGAAGCCGGCCUGUGGCCUGGCAUGACCUAUUAUCUCACCCUUUUCUACCCGCCUUCUCGCAUCGGCAAGCGUAUUGGACAGUACUUUACCGCAGCACAAGUAUCGGCAGCUGUUGUUGGUCUCGUCUCCGCUGGAUUCCAGAAGAUGGACGGUAUGCGAGGCUACGUCGGAUUCCAGUGGAUGUUUCUGGUAUAUGGUGUCCUUACCAUUGCUCUCGGCUUCGCCCAGUUAUGGUGGCUGCCAGACCGACCUGUGGCUCCUGGCGAGUCUGCUCCUGAACGCCAUCGGCUUCUCCGUUGGCUGCCAGAAAGCCCCCCUGCGUUGGUUGGUAGGGAUGCGGUCAUCCACUAUCAUGAUAUGAAACGUGUCUACCACAACUCGAAGUGGAACAUGCGGGAUCUUCUGCAUGUAUUCAUGGAUUGGCGACUGUGGCCCUUGCUGAUCAUGUAUUUCGGAGUUGUGGGUGUGGGGAUUGGUGUGCAGCUGUACGCCAACUUGAUUAUCCAAGCCAUCAACCCGUCCUUGAGUAGCAUUGACGUGAGCCUGCUGACUGCUCCUAUUUGGAUUAUGGAUCUCAUCGCUAUUCUUCUGGUCACACCGUUUUCCGAUCGUUUCCACCGCCACCGCGCCCUUUUCUUCUCCAUUCCCGUUCUUCUGCAGAUCCUAGGCUUGCUUUUGACUAGCUACGCUGGCACCGACGCGAACCCCUGGCCCCGUUAUGGUGGCCUUCUCAUUGUAGGGUUCGGUCUUGGUCCUACUGUACCCAUCACCAUGACGUGGACUGCAGAGAUCUUCCAGCCACGCCACGGCGAGGUCGGUGUGGCUGCUGCUUCCGCUGUGGUUUCGGGAUGGGGCAAUCUUGGUAGCAUUCUGACAACGUAUGCCUUGUACUCUGGAUGGAAGAGCGAUUACGAUGCCCCUGGACGGCAGAAGUACCGCAAGAGUAAUCUGGUGAUGGUGGGUAUCCUGAUUGCUAGUAUCCUCUCCGCGGUGUUGAUGGAAAUUCUUCUUCGGUUUGUGGAUGGCCGAUACCGCCAUACUGAGGAAGAGAUGGAAAAUGAGGUGAUUGAUGGGGCCGCUCGCCGAGAGGUCCAGCAGCGAGGACUUCAUGGCUUGGGCUCUGGUAUGACGCGGUGGUUCAGACGUGACAUGGCGAGCAAGGCUGGUCAUGUGUGA